Messenger RNA from Oreochromis aureus, 834 nucleotides. RefSeq lists its product as uncharacterized. The transcript is spliced from 3 exons. The record is from RefSeq and is a predicted model, not a curated record. The coding region runs from base 1 to 834 and encodes 277 amino acids. Lineage: Eukaryota; Metazoa; Chordata; Actinopteri; Cichliformes; Cichlidae.
AUGAAUGACACCUACAAGAGGCUCUCCCGUGCAACCUUUGCAAAAUGCCAGGCCAUUUGGAACAAAACUGGCCGGUCUCAUUUGGCUAAUGAAGUGGUAGAGGACAAGUGUGAGCUACAGAUCAUUCGUCCCAAUGCAACACGGUGGAAUUCAACCUACCUUGCCAUUGAAAGGAUAAUACGCAUCAUUGAUGAGAAGGGGGAAGAUGCCAUCAGGAGUAUUUGUGAGGAGUUCAAGGUGAAAAUGUUGAGUCCUGCAGAAGUUGCAUUCCUAAGGGAGUACUGUACCACCAUGAAGCCACUGGUGAAAGCUUCAAACAUCCUUCAGUCUGAGUCCACUUCCUUUAUGGGAUGUCUCCUGCCAGUAAUCCAACAACUACUGUCCAAACUUAGCAGGCUGGAGACAUCAAGCAAUACAUGCGUGCCACUCAUCAGAGCCCUGCAAAAUGGCCUUCAAAAGUGUUUUGGACCUAUGAUGGAGGAUCCAGAGUUGGUUGCAGCUGCAGUCCUCUUACCCAAGUUCAUGACUUCCUGGACUGACAGAGCAGAUGUAAUAGAGGCUGCCUUGACAUACAUCAAACAACAUCUUGAAACGACGGAGCAUGAGAGUGAAGAUCAGCAAAGAAAGUCAUCUGAUGAAGAUGAAUUCUUCUCCAGAAGGCUGCAAAGUGCAGUUGAGCUUGAUGGUUAUCUUGCUUGUGCCACAGACACCAUGGAGCUGCUGCACUCCCCAGCCAUCAAAAACCUCUCUCUUAAACUGAACACUGCUCUGCCUGCUUCUGCUGCGUGUGAACGACUUUUUAGCUGUGCUGGUCUACUCUUCACAGCCAAAUGA